AGGUUAGGAGAAUUGGGAUUUGUUUCAAGCCGGACAUUAAAGUUGUUGUACACGCGGUUCACUUGAAAGACAAAUGGCAUCAAGAAAACCUCCAUCUGUUCCCUAAAGUCAGAAACCUACGCUUGGAGAUUCAAAAAGUUCCAAAGCUGUGAGUGAAAACAACAAGAGCAACAACAGUGGAACUGGAAACACCAGCAAAGGCAACAGCAGUGGAGCUGGAAAGAAAUUACAUCUGCUGAAACAAUAGUGAAGUCUUGAUUUCUGCAACCUGUUGAAAAGGCACCUCUCGCCAAGAACAAUUCCCUCACCAAUGAGUCCACCUUCGUGCCACCAAGGCCUGCCCCACCUAAACCAGGUGGUGUUAAACCACAGGUGGGCUCUCCCGCAAGGCGUUCUAUGGCUCCUCAGUCAUUUCGCAAUCCUACUCACAAGACGUCUUACCAAACGCAGCAGUAGAUCCUGAACGAAACGAUGAACACGAAAAGAUACUCUAGAGAUGCAGACAUUCUUGUUGGCCUACCUCACAGCAAAGAUGGAGAAUAAAAGCCAGAAAUUGAAGGCAGGGGUGGGGGGCGUAUUUGAUCAGUGAUGGAGGAAUAGGAGCAGCUACGGAAGGAAGUCCAUGAGAAGAAGUGCCAGUACCACCUCCUGGAGAAGAACAAGCAGCUGGACGACCUGCUCGAUAUACAGGUCAGAGAUCACAGCACUAACUCCUGUGGCUGAUGCUAUCAAGCAGUUCACACAGGAAUACAAGCCUUUUGCCACCACAGUCAACACCCACGUCAUGAGCUGCCAGUGAAGAACUUCUUCAUUGAGGGGGACAGAAUGACAUUUCUGGAUAAAGCCACUGCUAGCCUGAAGGAGAGUGAGGAAGUGUUACUGCAGUGCACACAGGGAGCUCAGCAUGACAAUGAGAAAUCUGCUGAGUGCCGAAGAGGGAUGAAAACUGCUGCACAGGACAUCAGUGAACAGCUCUCAGGGGGUCUUUCAGAGUUGUUGGAGCUGUCAUCACUGGUCAGUCGCCAGAUGGUUCGGAUUCAGCAGGCCUUAGAGGAGGAGGAGCUUUGCUUGACCAAAGAGUGCCCCAAACAGUGAAGCAGCAUUGGAGAACAUAGUAUAGCAUUUCCCACUCCAGAAGGAGAGGACAGCCCGUGGAAAGGGAGUGGAGGCAACACCACAACGAGGGGGUAUGGCGAGAAGUACAAGAGGAGAGGAAGCAGGAGUCUGUCCCCAGGGGUGUCUGCCUGUCUAUGUGCCCUGUCCGCGAGCUGCAGGACAGGGAGGCCCAGAACUUACUCCACCGAUUUGAGGUGUUGGCGGGCACCGAGCGAGAACACUGGCCCAGAGCUGACCCCUCGAGAGUGGUCAAGGAGUAUGCUAGACCUGCAGCAGGGAAGGACUCCACUCGACCUAGUGACCUGCGACCACCAGCUGUGCUGCUAAAGACUGUGUUCUACCUCAUCGACAACAUCGCUGCCUCCCCCACACUGCGUCCAUGGACAGAGGUGUAUGACUUUGUCUUUGACCGGCUGCGCAGUGUGAGACAGGAUAUGAUCAUCCAGAGGGUGUCUGGUGCUGACUGUGUGGCCGUGCUGGAGAGGACGAUCCGCUUCCUGAUCUACGCCUCCUACCGGCUGUGUGGGGAGCCCCUGCGCCUCUACGACCCGCGCAUCAAUGACACCCACCUGCAGGAGAGCCUCAGCUGGCUGCUGGACUGCUACACCAGUGGAAAGCACCCCAACCAGGAGGAGUUCCAGGCCCUCGGUCUCCUCUACAACCUGGGUUCAAGUCAUGCCACACAGCACACCAUGGAGCUGCCAGAGCGGAUACGCUCCUCCCCUGUCAUGCGUCUGGCCCUGUCAGUGAGCCGGGCCUUCAUGGAGCGCAACCCUGUACGACUCUUCCGAUUGGCCCACAGCCUGAACUUCCUGCAGAGCUGUGCCCUGCACCGGCACCUAGAGGCCUGUCGCAGGGACCUGCUGCUACUCUACAGCCACGGACACAGCAGCAAGAACUGCCGCUUCCCCCUCCACAAGCUGGCCCACAUCCUGGCCCUAGACGUCCCCCUCACCACCCAGCUGUGCCAGGCCCACGGGGUGGAAGUCCACGGGGACUCUGUGGUCUUCUCCAAGACCUCCUUCACUGAGCCAGAGGCUGGGAAGCUACAGUGUGCACACUUUCAUGAACUGGUGGACAGGAAGCAGAGUGAUCUCACUGUUGGUAGCAUCAUUCACGGCUGCACUUGAUAUGAACAGACAUGGACAUUGGAUAAACUGCGGCCUGCCUGCUCCAAGAAGACUGAUAUGCUCUUGAUUUGAUUGAUUUUUAAGUUGUUUUUUAAAUAAACUUGUUUUAAUGUGAAUUGUGAAUGUUACGAUUUAAUGGUGUUCCCUUAACAUCGAUACCUGUUACAUUUACACAUAAUGUUGUGUGAUUAUAAAGUUGCUUUUUUAUACAAAUCAAACAUUUCAUUAUGACAGAGAUCACCCGAUCAUACAAGAAAUGUAUGUGUAAUUUAGAAAACACACGUAUUGCCAUGUUUUAUAUACUGUAUAAUUGUUUUUGACUUCUGCUGCCUAUGGUUUUAAAAUAAAGCAACUAUUUUUGAAGAA
Coregonus clupeaformis (lake whitefish) is the source of this 2612-nucleotide messenger RNA. RefSeq names its product SAC3 domain containing 1 (gene sac3d1). Bases 1251 to 2246 code for a protein of 331 amino acids. The transcript is spliced from 13 exons. The record is from RefSeq and is a predicted model, not a curated record. NCBI's taxonomy places the organism in Eukaryota, Metazoa, Chordata, Actinopteri, Salmoniformes, Salmonidae. Gene Ontology annotation, cellular component: nucleus; centrosome; spindle. Gene Ontology annotation, biological process: spindle assembly; centrosome duplication.